CUUUUAUUUUGAAAAGAACAAAAACAAACCUGGAAGUAUCUUAGCUGUAGUAGCUACUGUUGUAGUUUUUCGCGGGUGAUUUGCGUGUUUUCUUGUAAUGCAUUUCACCGUUGCGUAUCUUCUUAAUAUCAUUAGUACAACAAACUGACACAGAUAAAGACACUGCUACUUCACGCUCAUAGAGGAAGUAGCUCGUCAAUUAACGUUAGCUAGCUAGCUAGCUAGCUAGGCUAACCACACCAGAAGCUAGGACGUAAACGUUAGCAAGCUAAGCUAACGUAGCUCAACUUGGGGUCGCUGGCAGUGGUCUCGGUAGAUAUACGAUCGUGAUGUCUCUGAGCGCCGUUCACGGAACACUGUCGAGUCUGAAGUCGUGUCAGGCGGACAUCGGGACAGGAAUGGACAUAGUGACCGAUGUGGCGAUGGACCUGGCGGAAACACAGGAUCAAGGGGACAAUCCGGGCAUCAAGGAGAUGGAGGCCAUGAUUCUGGAGUGUGCUAAGCUGGACAGAGAAAUCAACCACUUUGUUGACAUUGUGCAACAAGUCACAUCAGAGGUUAACACACAGCAGCAGCCCGAGGCCAUGUUCAGCCUGUCGGCCAAAGUGAAGGAGCAGUUCACGGAGAGAAUAGCCAGACUCUCUGACGCCGAGCUGCAGAGUCACCCGAAAGUAGUGGCCUUCAUGGACAGCAUGAAGAACUCUCUCAACCAAGCCAACCAAGAGUCUGUAGAGAACACGGAGGAGCUCGAUGAAGACAUCGCUGUUACACAGAGCCAAGUCAACUUCACCUGCCCACUCACACAGGUGGAAAUGGUGAACCCGAUGAAGAAUAAGAAGUGCAACCACCACUAUGAUGAAGCUGCCAUACUGGGCCUGAUCAAAGCAAAACAAGGCCAGAAAAAGAAAUGCCGCUGUCCUGUGGUGGGCUGUGGGAACACCGACGUGAGACAGUCGGAUCUGAUUCCUGACCAGAUGCUGAGGAGAAAGAUCCAGAGCCAAAAGAGACACAGCAGCCGCACAUAGUACUGUUUUACAUUUCUAGUGGCAGAAUCUUUAAUUAUAUAGCCCGUGACAAGGGAAUUAAUUGUAUUUUAAGAAGGAGUAUGUUGUUGGCAGUAUUUUUGAGCCACUUGUUUUCAUUUGUCGGUUGAGACUAGUUAUUCAAUUUAUAAUUUUUCUAUUCAGAGAUUUGUUCCUGAAGAAAACUCUGCCAUCCGGCAAAUGCGAUUUUAAUUAGUGAUGAUUUGUUUGUAUUUCAACUGGAGCCUUUUUUUUCUUUUGUAUUCUUGUUCUAUGUAAAAAAAAGCUGCAGACCUUUUGAUAAAUGAAUACGGCCAAAGUUGCAUUUGUGACCGGGAGUGACUGUAGAUAUGUUUGUAUUAUCGUAACACUGUGCAGUACGUCGACAGAACCACAAGAGAGCAGUGUCUGCAUGAGGACACAGGAUCUAUGUUAAAGAAAUACAUUUUUCAUCUCUGGAUUAUAAAUUCUCAACUCCAGGUGUGAUGGAGGAUUAUUAGUAGCAUUGUGACUACUGUUCCCUACUGGCAACUAUGAAUCCAGGAAGUGCUCAUUUUAGUCUUUGCUCAUCAUCGAGCAUAUAUACGUGAAUGCACUUUACAUAUUUAAAGAUGUUGAAAUCUUAAUGUGACUUGUGAUGAUCCUCAUUAAAAUAAUAGUUUAUUCUAACUGAAGUAAAAGCUAAAGUAGGAUUCUGGAGAUACUAAAUUAAUUUCCUUAAAAAAACCCUGUUAUUUGAAUGAGCCAUUAUUAACGAACCAUUGUCAAACAUCUGCAGGAAUGCACUUUGCACUUAUGUGAUUAAAUCUCUCCAUCCAGCCUGCUCUCGCUCCUUGUAAAGGGUCUUUGUUCCAAAAGAGAAACAAACAAAAGGCUGUGUUGAGAUGAAACUAGGUGAAGCUAAUCUUUUAAUAACCUUGCAUCACGCAUUUUCAAAAAUCUCUAAUUGCUCUUCCCCUCCAAAGAGUACGUCACGCAGCACUAAGAGCAUUUAGCCCAUGAAGAUAUUAACCGGCAACAAAUGAUUUUCAUUCAUUUCUCCACUCGACUUCGUUUUGAAUAGGCAUUCUGCAAAGCUAAUCGUGUUUACUGCACAACAUGUGAAGUCACAGGUAAUUUAACAACAGCAGUUCAAUUAGUGGAGAGUGCACGCAAACAAGCAUCGGCAUUGCAUUCGCCGUAUCACCGGCAGAGCCACUGAGACGUUUCUUUGGAGGGAGGCAGAGCUGUAAAUAUCCUCAGAAAUUCAAACACAAUAUUGUACAGACAUGCACCACUGAGGAAAAAAAAACCCAAUCAAUUCCCCAUAGAUGUUUGCUUUCUUCUGGUUACGUUUGAUCAGGAAUUCACAUUCAUCUGUUCAAAAGCUCCAAGAAGUAUGUGUGUGUAAUGGCUGCCUGAGACACUGUAAGCCUCAAUAGCUGGCUUGUCCAAGGAGGGUUUUACCUUUUUGGCAGGAAGUGAACGUAGUCUCACUUUGUGGCACAGAGGGUGGAUGGAGAAGGGGGAGAAUGGCGUGGCUCAGAUCAGACUGGUGGUCCAAAAUUCUGGUUUGAUUUUAGGUGUCAUGCUUUUCUCCCCACUGCUUUCUGGGGCUAAAUCCAAACAAGAGUCUGGUUCAUUGUACUGCUGACACACUGCCCUCAUGACUUCCCCCUCUGGAGUCAAUAAAACAAGUUCCUUUACACCACAGUUAAGGUUGCAAGUGAGAAAGUACUCUCAAUUGUGCACAAACAAACACAAAACAAUGUUCAAUACUACUGUACCUGAUGUAACUACUACUUUCAUGAUUAAUCCUGCAUUCAGAGUACUGUUAAUUGCAAACUUGGAAGAUACUCCUUUUUCACUGCCAUGUUGUCGUGUCGCCGCAUUAAAUGCUCAGGUGUAAAUAAAGUGAAUGAAUGCUGAA
Messenger RNA from Anarrhichthys ocellatus (wolf-eel), 2931 nucleotides. It is a transcript of the gene nsmce2, whose product is annotated as NSE2 SUMO ligase component of SMC5/6 complex. Gene Ontology annotation, biological process: protein sumoylation; double-strand break repair via homologous recombination. The record is from RefSeq and is a predicted model, not a curated record. Gene Ontology annotation, molecular function: SUMO ligase activity; zinc ion binding. Gene Ontology annotation, cellular component: nucleus; Smc5-Smc6 complex. Bases 330 to 1025 code for a protein of 231 amino acids. The transcript has 6 exons. NCBI's taxonomy places the organism in Eukaryota, Metazoa, Chordata, Actinopteri, Perciformes, Anarhichadidae.